ACUAUGUUGUAUGCUCGAUUGAAGAGGCGAAUGACACUGAUGAAAUGUCACUUGAUGAUUUGGAAAGCUCCGUCCUGGCUCAUGAAAAGAAGCUGAUCUCACAGGACAAUGAAAGUGAGCAGGCUUUGAAGGCCUCUGUAAAUCACCAUUCCUCAUCAGGAAACAGAGGUGGUCGGGGCAGAGGUCGUGGGAGAGGAAGAGGAAGCAACUACCAAAGCCAAAAUCAGCCCAAUCAGUUCCAAGGAAGAGGAGGAGAACGUGGAGGUCAUCACUCAACAAACCAUAAAUCAAGGUCAGUAGACAAAUCAAAAGUUGAGUGCUUUCGUUGCCACAACAUUACCGAACCAGCUCAAAAGAACAAGUGGUAUUUGGAUUCUGGGUGCAGCAACCAUAUGUGUGGAGAUAAGAAUGUUUUUACCACUCUUGACGAGUCAUUUCGCAACACUGUCAAGUUUGGUGAUAACUCUACUGUUUCAGUUAUGGGAAAGGGAACAGUCAGUCACCAAGCCAAAGAUAACUCCACCCACAUCAUCUCGGAUGUUCUUUUUGUUCCAGAUUUGAAGCCCAAUCUGCUCAGUAUUGGUCAACUUCAAGAAAAGGGAUAUGAAGUUUCUAUCAAGGAUGGAGUGUGUCGUAUUCGAGAUGCAAAGUUGGGUUUGAUUGCUCAGGGUAUAGUUUAUCACGCUGGACCUUCUAUUGGUGGGCUUGAAAAAGAAAUGAAUCCACCAUCUCAUGUUACAGUAGAUGAAGUUCAAAGCCAUAUUUCAUGGGAAUUAAAUGAAAAUUUUGAAUUUGUUGGUCCAGUUGAAACUGAAUUUAGGGCUAAUACAAGUUUGAUGAAUGAGGCUCUAGGACAACGUACUCAACACACAGCCUCAACUUGUGUAGAAACAGAAGAAGCAGAAGUAGAAGGUAGAGAACAAUUAUUAGCAUGUGAAGACAUUCAAGAAGGUGAAGAAGACCUCUAUGACUCUGAAUACCUUGUAGAAGACGGAGAUGAUGACUUUAAUUUUGAAGUGAGUGAGAAUAAUUUGAAUGAUGAAGUUAAUAAAAUCAGGGAUGAGGAACAAUUGGAGGUAGACCGUGAGGGAGAAGAGGAAUUUGUUAGGGGAACAUAUGAAGGACUAGGAGAGCACUUUAGAGUUGAAGUUGGAUCUGAUGUUUCUGAUUAUGCAGCUAGUGAUGAGGAGUUGGAAACUGAUUUUGAAGAUGAUGAUAAAAGUAGGCCAAAGUUUCCAAGUUUUCAUGAGAGGUUCAUCUUAAAUCCGCAAUUUGAGCUCGGUCUACUUUUUAAAGAUAAGAAACAAUUCAAGAAAGCUUGUCAAAACUGGGGUAUUAAACAUAGAUGGGAAGUUAGAUUCAAGAAAGACAACAAAGUAAAGGUUGUUUGCAUUUGUCCCGUUGAAGGCUGCAAUUUCAGGAUCACAGCAGCUAAAGUUGAUAAAAAAGACAAUCAGAACAACACUUUUCAAGUUACAAUGAUGAAGCUCGAUCACACAUGCGGGGAGAAGAGCUUAAAAAUGUGUUGUGGAAUGCUGCUCGGGCAUCAUAUGAAGCUAAGUUAGAGAAGUGUUUAGAAGAAAUAGAGGAAAAAUGCAAGGAAGCUAGAGAGUGGUUGAGGUCCAGACCUUGCAAAAAUUGGUGUAGGGCAUUCUUUAGGGACUCAGUUAAAUGUGAUAUGCUCACUAACAAUGUGUGUGAGGCAUUUAACAAAUACAUCUUGGACACUAGG
This is a messenger RNA of Cuscuta campestris, 1732 nucleotides long. The record is from the annotation of a GenBank genome assembly. Lineage: Eukaryota; Viridiplantae; Streptophyta; Magnoliopsida; Solanales; Convolvulaceae.